Vicia faba (fava bean) is the source of this 390-nucleotide messenger RNA. NCBI's taxonomy places the organism in Eukaryota, Viridiplantae, Streptophyta, Magnoliopsida, Fabales, Fabaceae. The record is from the annotation of a GenBank genome assembly.
AUGUCCCAAUAUUCAACAUCAAAUAAUCAAUUUGUUUCUCGCUCCAAUCAUGUCGAAUGCAAAUGUGGUCUUCCAUCUCCGUUAAUGACGACUUUGACAUAUGUGAACCAAGGGCAUCGGUUUUUUGGCUGUAGGAUGUACAAGAGUCAGAGAUAUAAGAAGUGUAGUCACUUCGCCUGGUAUGAUGAAGAGAUGUCUCAAAGAGCCAAGGAAGUAAUAUCUUCAAUGCAUCAAAAAUUAAACCAAGAAAAAUUCAAACUAAAUGAAGCCAUAAUUAGAGAGGAUCAAUUGAAGUUGAAGAUCAAGUUUUUGAAGAUGAUGAACAAAUUUAUCAUGGGAAUGACAUUAGUUUUAUUAAUUGGAUUGAUUGUAUCAAAUGUAAUCAAUUAG